AGAGAUUUGAGAGAUUAUGGCAUCUGAAGCCCACAAUGCUAGAAAACAGAAAGUACUGCAUAUUGAAGGUUGUCCUAUUGAUCUCCCCAGAAAAAGAAUCUCUUCUUCCACUAAAAAGAUCAUGAAGGAGGGUAAGAAAUCUCCAAAACAGCUGGCUUCAUACACAAACAGAAUAACAGUUGGAAAAACGGUGACCAGUCCCCUCUCUCUUUUCAGAGUAGUAUAUUGUAAAAGAAAAGUUCACUGUUAUACUCCAAAGCCUUGUUACAGAAAGAAACAGUUCCCUAAAUCUAGGGGCUGUGACAUGGCAAAUAAAGAAAAUGAACUGGCUUGUGCAGGGAAUCUGCCAGCAAAACUGCACGAGAGUCGUAUGCACUUGCUGAAUUCUAGUGACUCUGGCUCAUCUCAGACAGAAGGCCCCUCAUCCAAAUAUAGUGGAUUUUUUUCAGAGGUAAGUAGAGUUUAAAGAAACUUUAGUUUAAAAUAAAAAGUAUUCCUCGUAGUUUGUUUUUUUCGAAGUAUAAGUGAACUGGUAGCCUACUUAGUGAGGAUACAGGAUCUUGGAGUAGUAGUAGACUGCCUUCCUGUGCUUACAAACAGUUUACAGGAAGAAAAACCAUAUAUUUCAGUUGGCUGCUGUGUAGAUCUUUUGCCUUUAGUGAAAUCACUGCUUAAAAGCAAAUAUGAAGAAUACGUGAUAGUUGGUUUAAACUGGCUUCAGGCUGUCAUUAAACGAUGGUGGUCAGAACUAUCUGCACAUACAGAAAAGGCAGAGGAUGGAAAUAUUCAUAUUUUAAAACAACAGUUAAGUGGAUUAUGGGAACAGGAGAAUCAUCUUACUCUGGUUCCAGGAUAUACUGGUAAUAUAGCUAAGGAUGUAAAUGCUUAUUUAUUACAGCUACACUGACAUGACUGGGAAACUAUGUGUGCUUAUGUGGUAAAACAAUCCCCUAAAGUAUCCGUGAAAUAUGUACUGUUUCUGAAAGCCUUUUGAGAAAUACUGGCAGAAGAGAGCUGAACUGUCAAGCUGUUUAAUGAAACCACUAACAAAAUCCUAACAAUCUACUUCACAUUGAAGUGGAAAAAUGUUUAGUAGGAGCAACUUUUACUUCAGUGAGGUGAAAGUGCACUAUGAAAACUGUAUGCCUUUGCUGCAUUUGGGAUUCACUCAGUUACUAGGUAUUCAUUUAAAUGCUACUGUAUUUUACUACAGCAUCACAUAAAAGAAGAUGAAUUAUACCGUCAUGAAGACGGGACAGCAGAACCAGUUAAGGAACCAACAAAAGCAAUCAGCAUUAAGAGCUUUUAAACGUUGUUUUCACAAGAGAACUCCAAAAUGCACAUCUUCAAAUUAUAGUAAAAAAACCUUCGGAAUAUUCAAUUACUUCUGUGUUUUAA
This is a messenger RNA of Opisthocomus hoazin, 1398 nucleotides long. The record is from RefSeq and is a predicted model, not a curated record. Lineage: Eukaryota; Metazoa; Chordata; Aves; Opisthocomiformes; Opisthocomidae.